Messenger RNA from Notodromas monacha, 1472 nucleotides. NCBI's taxonomy places the organism in Eukaryota, Metazoa, Arthropoda, Ostracoda, Podocopida, Cyprididae. The record is from the annotation of a GenBank genome assembly.
AGGUGCUCAAAUAAUAUCGUGCAUUCCUUAAAUCUAUCCUGACAGAAGAACGCCCAACAGUCAGGAAUAUCAGGAUCGAGUUCUUUUUUUUAGGGGAAAACAAUAUGGAGGAAAGAGUGUUUCCGUUGGUGUUGCUGACUUUGUGUGCUGUAUUUCAGCGAAGUUUCGUGUCUGCUGAAAGAUCGUCGUAUGAAACAUUCCAACUGCGUCAAUUGGAAGCUGACUUCACGUCGCAAAUUGGCUCAGAAAUCCAUAAUCAUGUUCUGUUGGCGGAAACCGGUGUUCUUCUGCGUCCUGGAGAAACAAACGGAAAAAACCUGAAAAAUGCGCUAAAAUUGACGGUCGAGGAUUUAAAUACGAGGCCACACCCGGAAUCAGAGGACGGAGUGGAUUUCGAGUUGCGAUUCAACCUUGUUCUUGAGUUUUGGCAAAAAGGAUGCAUCUACCCGCCGGUCGGUCAAUUGACGGUCGCGCACCUGCCGGUCGUCAAGCGCCGGUCGGUCCAACCGCCAGCCAGGGCAGUUCUUGGCCUCCCCAAUCCCCAGCCCACCAAACUGCGGUUUGGUCACCCGAUUGUCGGGGCACCCAAACAAUCGGGAUACCAUUCUGCUUACCAAAUUCUAGAAAGAAUCAGCAUGAUUCUUCUCACCAAAUUGUUCCGGUGCCCCAACAAUUGGGUGACCGAACCGCGGUUUGGUGGACUGGGGAUUGGCGAGGCCAAGAACUGCCCUGGCUGGCGGUUGGACCGACCGGCGCUUGACGACCGGCAGGCCGCUUGGUCGACCAGCAAUAACACAACGACGCCAAAAACCAAGGCAUGUUUCAAAAAAGGAAAACUCGCAUGCGUUCAGGACGAUGAGAUUUCGAACGUCAAAAACAACGAGCAGCAGAUGCUUGAAUUAGAUCAAUUGAAAUCCGCACGAAAGGUCCCCAAUUGUGACUCGGCACCUUCUGACCGGAACGAACAAGAGGACGACGGAACCGACGAUGAAUCUGAAAAUUCGCGUGCGAUAAUACUGAGUCCACCCAUGAUGGCUAGAAAUUCGCAGAAAGUCCAGGAAUUGCUCGUCUGGUGGACAAAGUAUGAUGAAGACGAAAAAAUCAAUCAGGACACCACAUCGAAGUUGAACGUCGGACGCAGAAAUUAUUCUCCGUCCUUCAAACCGACUUUCGUCAUCACGCCCGUGGUCAUGAAGAAAUCGUCCAACAAAGAAAAAAGGAAUGAUGAUGAUGAUGAUUCUCUGGACAAAAAAUGCGCAAACGUAGAAAGGCUUUUGAAAGAUUCCGGAAACUUCAUCCGCUGUCCAAAUCUUGAAGGUUGCAUCCGAAGUGCCUUUUUUUGCGACGGGCAUUUCAACUGCGCCAACAAGGAAUUGCUGAACUAUGACGAAAGUUACUUGUUUUGUCGUAAGCAUUUUUAUGCACAGUAUUUCAUAAAAAUUCCUGCAUCGGAUAAGUUCGAAACUGUCUAA